This is a messenger RNA of Brienomyrus brachyistius, 789 nucleotides long. It is a transcript of the gene rps19bp1, whose product is annotated as ribosomal protein S19 binding protein 1. The coding region runs from base 135 to 614 and encodes 159 amino acids. Gene Ontology annotation, cellular component: nucleolus. The transcript is spliced from 4 exons. NCBI's taxonomy places the organism in Eukaryota, Metazoa, Chordata, Actinopteri, Osteoglossiformes, Mormyridae. Gene Ontology annotation, molecular function: enzyme binding. The record is from RefSeq and is a predicted model, not a curated record.
AGAGCAAGCGGCACCGGAAGUUAAACUCACGUGUGUAACCGGACUAUAUGGGUGUUAUGUGCGGUUUAGCCGAAUAUAAAUAAACAUUAUUGCCGUUUUAUUUUAAAGGGGAGGGUACGUUAUUUCACGAAAAUAUGUCUGCUUCAAUGAUCAGGAGAGGACUUGAGCUUUUGAGCGAUGACAUAAAAGAUGCUGUCGGUGGCCGGAAAAGUAAAAGGAAGCUCAAACCAGGAGAAAGAUCAGAUAAGAAAGAUCAGAUCAGCUCCAACAAGCAAGGCGUCACUAAACAGCUCCGCCGACUCCGUGGACGACCAGGCUCAGCUAAGAAUCGGGCCACGGUUAAGGACAAGAAGGUUAAAUCAGCAGUUGAGGAAUUUCUGAAAACACAAAAGAGCCAUCUACGUGAAAAUCUAGCCUAUUUCCGGGGAACAGAAUACAGACCUACUCAGUCGGACACAGCAAAGAUACUGCUUCAGAACAAAAGUCGGCAAUCCCGUCAUCGGCCUGAUGUUCCUGCCAAGAAGCCCAAGGAGAAAAUGUCCCUGUUCACAGAGGAAGAGUUCCAGCAGUUCCAACUGCAGUAUUUCGGUAGAAAAGUUGAAGACAAUAAAUGAAAGACUGCAGUGACUUGGACUGUUUUUGGAUGGAUGAACACGGACCCGAUUCUUAAGUCUUAGUCUUUGCCAAGUUAGAAACAGGCGAAAAUAGCUUUUCCUAUUUAAAUUUAGUAUGUUUGGGUAUCUUGUCUUUGUUAUGUGAUUUAUAAAUAAAGAAAAUUGUGCAGAUUGA